AUGAUUGAAAAGUUUAGCCUCCAUGACAACGAGUGGUUGGGAGUAUUAUAUGCUGAGCGACAUAGGUGGAUUCCUGCCUAUGUGAAAGAUAUAUUUUGGGCUGGCAUGUCAACUACACAGCGAAGUAAGAGCAUGAAUGUGUUUUUUGAUGGCUAUGUCAACUCAAAGACUACUUUAAAGCAAUUUGUUGAACAGUACGACAAUGCAUUGAGAAGUAAGGUGGAGAAGGAGACCAAAGCAGACUUCAAAUCUCGAGACAGAUUGUAUGAUUGUUUAACGGUGUAUGAGUUUGAGAAGCAAUUUCGUGCAGCCUACACAAAUGCGAAAUUUAAAGAAGUUCAACUAGAAUUGAAGCGACUACUGUAUUGUCAUGCGAAUCUUGUGAAGAAGGAGGGAUCCAUUUGUACCUAUCAUGUCAAGGAAGCUGUGCUUGUGGGUGAGAAAAUGAAGAAAGUUGAAUUUAUUGUUUACUUUAAUUCAACUGAAUUUGAAAUGCAAUGUGUGUGUCGGUGGUUUGAGUUUAAGGGGAUCAUGUGUGCCCAUUCCCUUAGUGUGCUCAUUGAGAGGAGCAUAUAUGAGGUUCCUAAUAAGUACAUUAUGUCGAGGUGGAGAAAAGAUUUGGAAAGAGGAAAUUUCUUCAAACGAUGA
Camellia sinensis is the source of this 648-nucleotide messenger RNA. The record is from RefSeq and is a predicted model, not a curated record. NCBI's taxonomy places the organism in Eukaryota, Viridiplantae, Streptophyta, Magnoliopsida, Ericales, Theaceae.